UCCCCGACAAUCAUCAAACAACUUUCUCACUGCUAAUAUUUUCAUCACUCGUCUCUCUUACAUACUCUCUCUCUCUCCAAAUCAAUGGGGCGAAGAAAUAUGGAAAUGGUGGUGGUGGUGCUUGGACUGUUGGCUAUGGUUCAACAGUCCAUGCAACAUAGUUUGAAAAACCCUCUGCCUUUAUUAUCCCGCAACAUGAGAACCGACGACACACCAGCAUUUGGCCUCAUUACCACUUCCUACAGCGCUGAGAAGGCACUUAUUGAGUCUGGUUUCUUUGUUCCUAUUUCAUAUACUGACUUGCUUGGAAGAAGAUUCGUGGUCGGGACAAUUUAUGGAGCCAGAGUUGUGUUUGUCAGAACCUCAGGCAGUCCAUCGGUACAUGUUGGGAUAACUGUGCAAAUUAUGGCUGACAACUUCAAUCUUGCCGGAAUUGUUCACUUUGGAAGUGCUGGAGCCACUAAUGAAUCUUUGAGCAUUGGAACUGUUUCUGUGCCCCGCUUGGUUGGCUUCACAGGAUCUUGGGAAUGGCUGAGCAAGGACUCAAACGAGCAAGGGGAACUCGUAUUUGGAGAAUUCAACUAUCCAGAAAAUGGUCAGAAUUUAUUGGGAAGUGUGAAUUUCGGUGACGUAGAAAUUUACUACAAAGGCAAACUAUACGAGGGUAACAAUUUUUGGCUGUAUCCUAGUGCAACAUGGCAACGUUACGCCUCGAGGGUUAAGAUUGAUUCAGGAGAUGUUGUCGUUGGAUUGAAUGCUUCCAGUUCUGACAUUUACGUAAAAAACCCUGCAUACAGAGAGUUCCUUUACAAGAAUUUUAGAGUUUCAACUGUCGACACUAGCAGUGCUGCUGUGAUAUUGGGAGCAAAGUCGAAUACUCUCAAGUUUAUUUCGUUCCAUGGAAUAUCAAACUACGCAGGAGCUGGGAAUUCAACGGAGAGUGCUACUGAAUUGGCCAACAAAAAUGUUGUUAAAGCUGUAAUUAACUUUAUUUGGCAAGCCACUGUUCCUCGCUAUGCUCAUGAAGCAGAUGCCUAAAUUUUUGUAUCCAGCGGUUGGUUUUCUCUUUUGAGUACUAAAUAAAUGCUACGCCCAGAUGUACUGUAAUGGGUUAAUUUCGUUGUGGCAGUGAAGUAAUAUGUUGUUUA
Ricinus communis (castor bean) is the source of this 1148-nucleotide messenger RNA. RefSeq names its product bark storage protein A. Gene Ontology annotation, biological process: nucleoside metabolic process. NCBI's taxonomy places the organism in Eukaryota, Viridiplantae, Streptophyta, Magnoliopsida, Malpighiales, Euphorbiaceae. The transcript is spliced from 6 exons. Bases 85 to 1038 code for a protein of 317 amino acids. Gene Ontology annotation, molecular function: catalytic activity. The record is from RefSeq and is a predicted model, not a curated record.